Molecule: messenger RNA, 2090 nt
Organism: Cuscuta epithymum
Lineage: Eukaryota; Viridiplantae; Streptophyta; Magnoliopsida; Solanales; Convolvulaceae
Source: the annotation of a GenBank genome assembly
UACAUGAUUCGCUCUCCUCGCCUUCCUUUCCCCACCACCGCGGGGCAGAAUCAGAAAUCCAUAAUCUGCCAGUGACUCAAAGCUAAUUUGAUCUUUGAAAUUGAAGAGCUUUUCGAUGGAGCCCCGGGUUGGAAAUAAGUUCCGGCUUGGCCGGAAAAUCGGCAGCGGUUCCUUCGGAGAGAUCUAUCUCGGGACUAAUGUUCAGACCAAUGAAGAGGUGGCGAUUAAGCUUGAAAAUGUAAAGACAAAGCACCCUCAAUUACUAUACGAGUCAAAGUUGUAUAAAUUACUACAAGGAGGAACUGGAAUCCCUAAUGUAAAAUGGUUUGGGGUAGAAGGGGACUAUAAUGUUCUUGUGAUUGAUUUACUGGGACCAAGUCUAGAAGAUCUAUUUAACUUCUGCAGUAGGAAGCUCUCUCUGAAGACAGUUCUUAUGCUUGCAGAUCAGAUGAUAAACCGGGUGGAAUUUGUUCAUACCAAAUCUUUCCUUCAUAGAGAUCUCAAGCCCGAUAACUUCCUUAUGGGGUUAGGAAGGCGUGCAAAUCAGGUCUAUAUUAUUGAUUUUGGGCUGGCUAAGAAGUACAGGGACUCGACAAAUCACCAACAUAUUCCAUAUAGAGAAAAUAAAAAUUUAACAGGAACAGCCAGAUAUGCAAGCACAAAUACUCACCUUGGUAUUGAACAAAGCAGGAGGGAUGAUUUGGAAUCACUUGGAUUUGUGCUCAUGUAUUUUUUACGAGGGAGUCUUCCUUGGCAAGGGUUAAAAGCUGGCAACAAGAAACAGAAGUAUGACAAGAUUAGUGAGAAGAAAGUUUCCACAUCUAUAGAGGCUCUGUGUAGGAGCUAUCCUGCUGAAUUUGCUUCUUAUUUUCAUUACUGCCGGUCACUUAGAUUUGAAGAUACUCCAGAUUAUUCUUAUCUUAAGAGAAUUUUCCGUGAACUUUUUAUUCGUGAAGGCUUUCAGUUCGAUUAUGUUUUUGACUGGACGAUCCUUAAAUACCAGCAAUCACAGCUUGCAAAUCCCCCUUCUCGUGCUCUUGGUGGCAGUGGAAUGAGUUCAGGAAUGCCCCGUGCUGUUGCUAAUAAUGUUGAUAGGCAAGCAGGUGGUGAUGAAGGUAAGCCUACUGGUAAUUUGGCACAUAGUAGAAGCACAAGUGCUGGGCUUAAACAGAAAGGUCCAACUAAUGACUCGGCCAUGGGUAAAAUGUUAUCCAGUUCGAGUUUUUUCCGAUUAGGUGGGUCGUCUAGGCAGCCCGGUCUGUCCAGCAGCCGUGAUCAAAUCUCUGCUGGGCCUGACCCUUCAUUUACCCGCCCGACAGAUGUGAACCCAGAUAUGCUACAUAAGAUGUCCAGCACCGCUGCACAGAAGAGCUCUUCCCUCGUGCCAUCUUCUGAUCACAAACGCAACUCCUCAACAAGUAAAACCAAUAUUAAAAAUUUCGAUUCUACCCUUAAAGGUAUAGAGGGCCUAAGUUUCAGCAACUAAGAAAAGAUAUUGCAACGCCACCCCACCAUUACAAUGUUUCCUUUUCUCGCAAUAUAUUUUCGUCAUUCGCCCGAGAACUGCUUUGAAGAAGUCAAGCUGUAAGGUGAAAGUACAGGGGCAUGAUGGUAACUCCAACAAGCACAGAAUAAAGAAUGUCAUCACGUUUCUAACACAAAAAACGAAGGUCCAUCAUCUACAUACUCCGUAUUAUUUGUGCUUUGAUCGCUCUAUGAACUAUUCCAUUUUUAUGUUGUUUCGUUUGGAUUCAAAGGCUAUCUAUACGUUAUGCCUUUUUUCUUUUGUAUCUUUUCUCAUAGUUUCCUUUUAUGGGAUGCCAGAAUGAGAGGCAUUAUUAUUACUAUUAUUAGUAUUAUAUCAUCAUCAUGUAAAUCCGUGAGAACAUAAAAAAGAGCAUUGUGAGGAAUAACAUACCUUUUUCCUGUUCUCUUGGCUUUGUGCAUAAUCCCUAAAGAAUCAGCAGCUUUGUAUAGGUCUUGUUUGGAUGACAGGUGGAUGUUUGCCUGAAAUUAGUUGUUUGCAGAUUGUGUUGUACUGUUAGAUAAUAAUAAUUUUAUAAUAUCAAAGUCAGACAUAAAGUCAUAAA